Molecule: messenger RNA, 249 nt
Organism: Cotesia congregata
Lineage: Eukaryota; Metazoa; Arthropoda; Insecta; Hymenoptera; Braconidae
Source: the annotation of a GenBank genome assembly
AUGAAAAAUCGCACAGAUGUUAAUGAUUUUACAAAAAUAUUAGUAGGAUGCUUGUCAGAUUUCGCCGCAACUGUGACCAGAUCAGCUAUUUCUAAAUCUGUCCUUUCAGAUGACCUAGGUAAAGUGUUCUCUGUGGUGACGUUUAUAGAAACAAUACUACCAUUAGGAAGUGCUCCAUUGUAUACUUUGGUUUACUCUUCAUACAUAGCAGAUUAUCCUACCCCCAGUAUUCCUCUUAUCGACAACUAU